Sesamum indicum (sesame) is the source of this 671-nucleotide messenger RNA. Lineage: Eukaryota; Viridiplantae; Streptophyta; Magnoliopsida; Lamiales; Pedaliaceae. The record is from RefSeq and is a predicted model, not a curated record.
UGGGUUGGGUAUCAGCUCUGUAUUUCUCUCGGAACCUAUUUCCAGAUUUCCCAGGCAUAUGCUUCAAGGGAUUAUAUUGUUGUAGCAAUUGAUUCUCGCUACCAUGGAGAGCGUGCAAGAAACUUAACAACUUACCGAGAUGCUCUGGUGUCAUCGUGGAAAAAAGGCGAUACGAUGCUUUUCAUAUUUGACACGGUUUGGGACUUAAUAAAAUUGGCAGAUCAUCUCACACAAAGGGAGGAUGUGGAUCCUUCAAGGACAGGAAUUAUCGGCGAAUCACUUGGAGCAAUGCAUGCAUGGUUUGGUGCUGCUGCUGAUACUCGCUAUUCAGUGGCUGCGCCUAUAAUUGGUGUUCAGGGGUUUAGAUGGGCUAUUGAACAUGACAAGUGGCAAGCUCGGGUUGACAGCAUUUUAAGGCUGUAUUUGAAGAAGCAAGAAUUGAUCUUGGAAAAAGUGCAAUCGAUAAAGAAGUGGUGGAGAAGUUUAGUUUCUUCUGCUGUAGUGUUGCAGCCGCUCAGACAGGAAAUCAAGGUACUGAAAUCGUUUAAAUUGAACAAUUCGUUUUGAUGUGUGAGUGAGUAGUGUUGUGGAUCCAAAAGAGUAAAAUCUGUGGAUCUACAUCCAACAGAGCCAUGUUAAGUUGCCGGUGAAGUUGAUCUCAACGAAAGAGU